Biomphalaria glabrata is the source of this 1347-nucleotide messenger RNA. Its product is annotated as dopamine D2-like receptor. The coding region runs from base 1 to 1347 and encodes 448 amino acids. The record is from RefSeq and is a predicted model, not a curated record. Gene Ontology annotation, biological process: chemical synaptic transmission; G protein-coupled receptor signaling pathway, coupled to cyclic nucleotide second messenger. Gene Ontology annotation, cellular component: dendrite; membrane. Gene Ontology annotation, molecular function: G protein-coupled serotonin receptor activity; neurotransmitter receptor activity. NCBI's taxonomy places the organism in Eukaryota, Metazoa, Mollusca, Gastropoda, Planorbidae. The transcript has a single exon.
AUGGGCUUAGUCUACAGCAGCGGAUUCGCGACAUUCAACGCAACUCCGUCUCAAGAGCUGAAUUGCUCAAUCUUGGAAGAGAAUACUCACCACACCAUCGUGGGGCAUCCCACGGUUCACAUCUUGCUUGCGGUCGUGCUGGUCUCUCUCACCAUCUUUGCAUUAACCUCCAACGCAAUUGUUCUGAAAGCCAUAGUGCGCUGGCGGCUAGUUCAUCGCUCAAGGCGAUCUGCAGGGAUCGGCUUCUCACCACAGGACGACAGCCCCACUUCAGUUUUUCUCAUGGGUGUCAUGGCUUUUACGGACUUUUUUCUCGGCUCGAUCACCCUGCCUCUGUCGCUGAUAGAAUUCGUUCAGAACUAUCACUGGUCCUCGAGAUUGCAGGUCUUUAAAGUUCGCAGCUGUCUGAACGUCUUCUGGUGCACGCUGUCAAUGUACAACAUGACCUCGCUGGCUAUCGAUAGGUACAUAGCCGUCUGCUGGCCAUUUUUCUACAGGACUCUUCCGGCCAGAAAUAAAUUCAUCAUCUUUGGUGUUUUUAUCAGCCUACCUUUGAUCUUGACCAUUUUCUUAUCGGUCAGCGGAUUUCAGAUGUUAACCUUGGAGCAGAUUAAGCAUUGUGGGAUAAGUUCAAGGCCAGUUCAAGUCUCCAUCUUGUUUAUUGCAAACGUUUCACUGACGCUCUAUAUUCCGAUAGUUAUCACUUCAGUUUUAUAUUUUAAAGUUUUUAGACAAAUCAGCCAAUUAAAGAAAACUGCACCGUAUUGUGGGCGAAGUUUAAAAUCAGUUCGAAAAAUGACACUAAAUAAGGUAAAAAACUUCCAAACGAUAUCUUUAAAAACGAUUUUCUAUAAUGGAGGUAGCUUCCACACAAGCAGCGAUUCAAGCAGAAUCAGAAAUGACUCCUCUCCUGACACUAUCUCGAGUAACACAAUUAGCAGAAUUGAGAAUAAAGUUCCUACUCACAACUGUGCACCAAAUUUCAUCAUAUUCAAUGCACACAAAAAUUCAGACUAUGACGAUUCUAGUAUACAGAAGGAAAAGACUUCCACCAAGGAACAAGAUGGCGGAUCGUGUCAUUCCAGUAAUACUAAUGUCCGGAAAAACCUGUCCGCAAGGUUGAAUGCAGAGCGGACUCUGGCCGUUCUAGUUGCUUCUUUUAUAUUCUGCUGGCUGCCUCUGAGCCUCGCUGCCACGCUCUCCUAUAUCUUAGCAAAGCCACUGCCAGCUUGGAUCAUUCUAGCUGUUACCUGGCUGGGCUAUGCAAACGCUGCGUUAAGCCCGAUACUCUUUUGUUUCCAUCGUGAUAUUUGGCAAGCUGUGAAAUUAUCUUUAUACAUUAAUUAG